This is a messenger RNA of Bombus pascuorum, 14902 nucleotides long. RefSeq names its product E3 ubiquitin-protein ligase MYCBP2 (gene hiw). Gene Ontology annotation, cellular component: nucleus. NCBI's taxonomy places the organism in Eukaryota, Metazoa, Arthropoda, Insecta, Hymenoptera, Apidae. Bases 437 to 14413 code for a protein of 4658 amino acids. The record is from RefSeq and is a predicted model, not a curated record. The transcript has 54 exons.
GUAAAUAUCUUAAUAAAUGUAGGAUUCAGCCAAUAAACCACUCUAUAAAAUUACAGUUAUGAAAGGAAGGUUAUUUGAAAAGUAGCCGCCAUAUCGAAUGAUAAUCUGCUUUAAAGUGAUAACAUAUAUCGAAGAGUCGAAGUCGCAAAGUAGUCGCGGUCUGUCUGGUACUUUUAAGACGAAUUUCUUAACAUACAUCAGAAGCGAAUCUUUUGUCGUUUUCGAAUAUUAUAAAAAUAAUAUGCCGUUAAAUUAUUUAAUAUAUGUGAAUUUAAAAUCGUAAGUCAAAUAAAUAAAUACUUUGUUAGAAAUCGUCGAAUGGCCUUUUUUAUAAAUCGUGCGAUGCGAUCACAUGGAGAAGGCAAGAGAAUGUCAACGAUCAAUAGUAUUACGAAAAUGAAUUGGUGAUUUGGACGUUGAAAAUUUUGUGUACAACAUGGUGUCCGGGGAUCACGAAAGAUUGCUGCCUGAACCGGAGAAUUACAUGAAAUGUUUUUACGAUUUGUUUAAAAGUAUUGCUGAAGCACAGAGAAAUAAGGAAGAAUGGAAAAAAUGUAAAAAAAAUAAAUCUGUACGUAAAAGGGAUAGAAAGAAGAAUGACUUAAGUGGUGAUUUAAAUUACACUAAUCCACCAGAAAUAGAAUUAUCCUGCAAUGCUUCUGCAUUUGCUGUAUUUGCUAGCGUCAGGAAUGCUAUUUUGGAGAGGCAUGCUAAAACAAAUGAAGUUUGUAGCGUAUCAAAUUAUAAUUGUCCAUCCUCGCCAGAAUAUUGUGAAACUACUGAUACUGAAAGUGAUGAUGAGGAAAGAAUGUCAACUUUACUGAGCUUACCAAAGAUUGUAGGUAUUGGUUUACGAAGUGUUUUUACAUUGAUGAGAGAAAGUAGAACAAUUGAACCUGGUUUGUGUACAAAAGCACUGUCAGCAUUGUUGGAUGUAUUACAAGGACAACUUCCUGAAGGCCUUAAAUCUGAACCAGAUGAUGUUAUUGAUCCACUUUUUGAUCUAUUAUUGGAUCUUGCAACUUCACACGGCCCAGAAUCAGCAGCUGCCAAUGAUGGCAGUCAUUUGACUGCAGUCGCUUGUGCAUGUUUACUGAGUCUUGUGGUUGUUAGAGGAGAUACUGGUCGUUUGUUGGCAGCAAUAGCAGCUUUACUCAUGUGUCCAAGAGCAUUAGCAAUUCAAAAUAUUCAAAUGCCAUGUGUAUUAACAACCUUGCAAAGAAGUGUACAAGCUGUUUUACUUGGAAAACUUGUACGGCCAGACUGGAUUACAUAUGGAGUUCCUAAGUGUGCUAAGAUUUAUACUUCUACGCUUAAGUUACCAAAUGAGAUAAAUAAUAUAAUGCUAAAUGGACGAAGUUUUGUGAGCGAUGGAAAGUACCUGUAUCUGCAUACAUGUAGAGGAUUAUUGAAGAUUGGUAGUGGUCAUGGAGGAACUAUUUGGGGUCAUGUGUAUGUUCAUAAAGCGGACUUUUAUCCAACAGAAACGGGUUGGCUUGGUUAUGCCAAUAACACGCUGUAUUUUAAAUAUACACCGAGGAAACAAAGCGAGUUAUUAAUUAUUGAUGCAGAAACUCUUUCAGUUACGGAGAUUGCCGUUUUAGAAGGUCGUGACUGGUCAUCCUCUGUUAUGUUUUCCGAUGGUGAAUGUCUAGGAAUGAUAACUGCUGGAAAAGAUGAUGGUUUUGUAGUCAGAACAAUAAAUACAUUAAGUAAUCCAGUAACAGUCGCAUCAGAAUUGCCGUUAAAAUUGGCAAGAAAAUGUGUAGAUGUUUUUGGAUACGCUGCUUUUGAUGAAGAACAAACCAGUCAUAUAUUAUUUCCAGGCUGUGAUGAUGAAAUAGCUACACUUACUGCAGCAAAAGAAUUUGUGUUACUAAGAACUAUGUCUGGAAAAGUUCUGUAUAGUGGAAAAGGAAGUUCCCUUGGUAUGAAAAGUAAUACAAGGUCUAACAGAUGGAUAGAAGUAACACUUCCAAGAAGACAGAGGAUUGUAAAUGUUGCAGCUGGUCAUGAUGGUCAACAUAUGGUGAUGGUUGUAGAAGAUGGUUCAGUUUUAUUUGCUGGGACUGCUAGGCGCGGAGAAGACGGUGAUAAUAACAAAGUUAGACGACAACCUAAGCCAGUUAAACCAAAAAAGAUAUCAAAAGUAGAAGGGCAGUUUAUUGUGAAUGCAGCCUGUAAUAAUGGAUCAACUGCAUUAGUUACAAGGGAGGGUUCCUUGCUGAUGUUUGGCAAAGAUACAUUGCAUAGUGACCCGGUUUCAGGAUUAGUUACAGAUCUCUGCGAUGUUUGUGUUGUUCAUGUUUCAUUAGGCAAAGCUCAUGCUGCAGCGUUAACUAACAAAGGACAUUUGUAUACAUUUGGAAUUAACAAUAAAGGACAAUGUGGUAGAGAUUUUAAUACAGUUCAUAGUUCUAUAAAUAAAGAUGUCUCCUCAGUUGCUGUAGAAAUAGGUACAGCAGAGGAUGAACUUUUAGUAACUGAAGAGGAUGGUAUGGAAGCUACUGAAGAAUGGGAAGAAACAAAAGAAAUGUGUCCACCAGGAUUACAUCAAUGGAAGCAUCGUGUUUGCAUGGUUUGCACAGUAUGCCGAGAAUGCACUGGCUAUAGUAUAUCAUGUUUAAGCAGUAUACGUCCAGAUCGAAAUCCAGGCCAGGAAUGUGGAUGUGGUGAAGGGGAUAGUGGAUGCGCGGAAUGUGGAUGCUGUCGCACCUGCGCAAGGAAAAGUUGUACUAGUGGUAGAUCAAGUUCAAAUUUUCGAGAAUAUUUACAAAAAUGCUUAGGAGAAAUAAAGCAAAAACAGAGAACGAAAGCAGGCCCGAGUACUGUGAAGUAUGGAUUGAAAAUGAAAGGUCCGAAUAAUCAAAGAUCUGGGCCAAGUGUGAUUCAAAAAAUUGCUGGGAAAGUGGCGUUAGGAUUAGGUACUAAUUUAAUAAAUGAGGAAGGUAUUAGCGGAAGUGACAUUGAACGAGGUGAUGCUGCAAGAAUUGCUAGUAUAUCACCAGCUAGAGUUCCUAUACCUAGUGAAAGUCCUGUGGUUCAAGUAUCAUGUGGCUUACAUCAUACAGUGGUACUCUUACAAAAUGGAGAAGUUUAUACAUUUGGUAGUAACAUAUAUGGUCAGUUAGGUGUAGGAGAUUUGAUAGCACAUGCUGGUCCAGUUCAUGUUAAGCUACCAGGGAUUGCAACACAAGUUGCUGCUGGAAGCAAUCACACCGUUGUACUUACAUCAAAGGGGGAAGUGUUUACAUUUGGAGCUUAUCAAAAAGGACAAUUGGGCAUAAAUUGGUGGAAUGGACCAAAUGAACUAUCAAAUUCUUCUCCGCAAGUUAGUCGUCGUCCUGAUAGAACACAGCCCCGACAUUGUUAUCCUAAUGUAGUUACAAAUAUUGGUCCACAAUGGGGUAGAAGAGCAACAUGGAUUGGUGCAAGUGGAGAUCAAACUUAUGUCAAAAUUGAUGAAAUAAAUUCUAUUAGUUUAACAAGGAGUACUGUUAUGGCAAAUAAAAAUUGCAUAAUUUUAAUUCCACAUCAAACUGAUCAUGCAAAUUCUUUCAAAUGUUUAGUUAUAAACAAAAGAGAUGGCACUUGUAACAGUUACAGUGGAGCAGAUCAAGUUGAUUUCAGUAAUUGUGCGACGUGUUUAGAUCCUCUGUAUAACGUGAUUUGGACUUUUAAUCCUAUAAAUAGUGAAAUAAGUUUAUAUAAUAUUAUAUCAACAGAAGCUAGAACAAUUCCUGGAUUGGAAGAAUCCAUUUUGAGUACAGGUUUAGCAUUACCGGUAGUUUCAAACUGUUUUGUAACACGUUCUCAGGCUGCAAUGCAUUUAUUGGGUUGUUUGGAUACUCUUACACAAGCACAAGAUGAAAAUUUCUCUAUAGCAGAUGAAGAUGAAUAUAACCAAUCUAGACACGGAAAAGCAUAUAGUCGUGAAGAUUUUGUUACAGUUAAUAGAUUUGAAAGCCACGGUGGCGGUUGGGGAUAUUCUGCACAUUCCAUCGAGGCUAUUAGAUUUAUGUCUGACACUGAUAUCAUGUUAGGAGGAUUUGGAUUGUUUGGAGGUCGAGGAGAAUAUAUAGCAAAAAUAAAAGUCUUUGAUAUUGGAUUGGAUGGAGGAGAUCAAGAAACUGAUGGCGAGCUUCUAUCAGAAUCUGAGGAAAUACCAUAUGAAUGUGGACCGAGACAGAAAUAUUCUAUUUUAUUUUAUGAACCAGUUCCUGUUAUAGCAAAUAGAUGGUAUGUUGCGUGGGCUAAAAUUAGCGGCCCUUCUAGCGACUGUGGUUCUGGUGGUCAAGGAAUGGUCACAACAGAAGACCAAGUUAUGUUUUAUUUUAAAUCUUCGAAGAGAUCCAAUAAUGGAUCCGAUGUAAAUGCCGGUCAAAUUCCACAAUUAUUGUAUCGAACUGUUGCACCCGAUAAUCCAACUUCUAAUAGGCAAAGAGAUCGAUCUGAACCCGUUUAUGUCUUAAAAAGAGAUUUCAGCAGAACAGUCACUAAAGAAUGUUUCCAAUCAUUAAUAUCUCUCCUUCAGUGGAGUUGGAAUACAUUAAAAGCAACAUUAAAUGAUACCAUAGCUCAUGCCACUUCAUUUCACGCAAUCCUUGAAGUGGAACGUUUAGUUUACAUUAGUAAAGCUAGUUUACGGUUACUUAGAACCUACAUCAAUGAGAUUUAUCCUAAUCAAGUGGGAAAGAAAACUCCAGCUGAAUCAGUACGACUAGCAGAAUGUAUUGGUGAAGUACGUGCAUUGUUACAUCAAAUUUUAUCCGAUACUAUACCAUUAAAUACGAAAAGCAAAGGAAAGACGCGACUAAGCAAAAGUCCUAGUGCCAUAAAUAGUAAGAUGACAAAUAGUAUAUUAGACGAAUGUCACAGAACAUUUGUAGCCUGUUAUCAUGCAUUUUAUCCGACAGCGUCUUUGAAGUGGACAUGUCUAUGCGAGCUACUAUCAGAAAUUGACAGAGAGCAAGGGCAAUCCGCAAAAGAUCGAUUGUUAUCGGCUGUUUUAGCAGCACUGUGCAAUCCUACUAUUCGUCUUCGAUGUACAUUCCCAAUUCUAAAUAACAUCAUGGAUAGCAGUGAUAGUAUAAAACGGCAACUUACUCCAUCCGAUAAUACGGGCUUAGUAAUGAUAAAUUCAACCGAAAGUCAUCAAUACCCAAUUUUAGUCGAACAAAUUAGUCAUAAAUCUCAAGUGGAAAAUUCUGGCAAAGAACCAUUAAACUGGUCAUUUCGUGAGGUUCUUGAUAGACUAUUAGAUUUGAUUCUAGUUCCAGUGAAGAAAAGUCUUUGUAGAAAAAAGACACAAUCACUGCCGGAACUGGUACUUCAUUGUAGCUAUUUGUUAGCGCGAGUGAUUGCUGAAUUAGCGGCACAAUCUAGUGGGAACGAGGAUGAACUCCAAGCAGCCUGCGGCAGACUUAUGUAUACUACACCUUCGAGAUUUACCCGAGUAAAUCAAACAAGAUCGUGGAAUACCGGUAAUGGUUCUCCAGAUGCAAUUUGUUUUUCAGUCGACAGACCUGGUAUCGUUAUCGCUGGAGUGGGUAUUUAUGGAGGUGUUGGAAUGUAUGACUAUGAAUUAGAAUUACUUGACGACCAAAAUAACACAGGCAAUGAUCCAUCUCACACUCAACGUUGGAGUAGUUUGGAUUUUACAAGAGGCUCUUUCGGACCAGAUGACUGUGUUAAUGAUAUAGUAGAGUUAAAAUUUGAUAAACCUGUACCCAUUAAGGAAAAUGUAAAGUACGCUAUUAGACUGAGGAAUCGUGGAGGCCGUACAAGUAAUGGCGAUGCUGGUUUAAGCGUCAUUAAAGGACCUGACGGAACUACGUUUACCUUCACGGCCUGCUCCUUAAGCUUCAAUGGUACAACACAGACCAGAGGUCAAAUACCGCACAUACUUUAUCAUUCAAAUCCCCAAGACUCUGACGGUCAGCAUACAAGUAAAGCAAUGGUUGAGGUGCAAGCAAGAAAAUGUGCUCUUGCUAUGACAGCUACAAUUAUUCAAAGAUCAAACGAAAUUUUUACGUUAGCUAGGGAAAGGGCGGAAGAAAUGGUAGCUACUGAAGUUCUUGGAAAUGCGAUAUUUGUGACAACUCUUCUACCAUUGGUUAUGGCACAUAUAAGUCCUCUGACUACAUCGGACCCUAGGAGUAGUGUACAAAUUCUUACUUUAAUUCAAGAAAUGUUACCCCAUGUUGCGGCACUUAACCUGCUGUCUGCAAUGGGAUCGUCUGAAAUAUCCCAAGAAAGUGAAGCUCAAUCUCAUGUUUCCACACCCAUUACUUCUAGUCAUCAUUAUACUUGGCUGGAAAGCGAUCAUCCUUAUAAACCUGCUACCGUGUCUCGCUAUAAGGUCACCUUCCCAGAAACGGUCAAGUGGUUAACCAUCGAAUUCACACCAGAAUGCGGCACAGCUCAACCAGAAGAUUAUUUACAAUUGUAUAUUCCAAACAAAAUCUCUUCUUCUCUUACGGGGAUAGGCAUAUCAACAGAAGAUGUACCCCUACAUUGGCCUGUAUUGCAUAAAUUGAGUAAUGUACCAAGUCAAUGGCCUCAAAACGCGGUCGUAUUACCAGGAAAUGAAGUUACGUUUUCGUUGGAAACCGCUUCCGAUUACAUGAAGAACGACAGAGCAGUUACAUACGGAUUCAAAUGUCUGGUUAUUGGAUACGAAUGGAUAACAUCGGGAAAUGGUUUGAAAAACCUGGAAAUUGAAUUAUCAUUUCUUGGUGGUGCCUGUGCCGCGAGUCUCAUGAAGAGAAAUCUUCCGUUACCGUCCCUGUCUAACGAAGAAGUGGAAGAGGAUUUGGAACUCAUGCAAGAAACUGCAAAGAGGAUUUUCUCCGCACACUCAACGUUACUUGGACGAGGAUUCGCUCUAGCUUCACCUCCUACGGUCCUCCAGGCGCUCGACGGUGUGCUUCCAUUCAGUGGUCACUCGAACGAACGACUCUUUCUACGAGACUUCGUAUCUUGCUCGACUGGCACCAGCGGUGGUCGUUUGGCAAGAUGGUUACAGCCAGACAGUUUCAUAGAUCCCUCGAAAUGCGAGGCACUUUACUCCAAGGACGAAGUGAAGUGCGGAUGCCCUGCCAUAGUUACCAUAUUCACCAAAGACCAGUACGGCGAUGUUGUUCAUGCAUCCAAUGUGAAGAUAGAAGUAAAAGCUGUACCUAUAGACAAGAGGGAAUUAGGAGAUUCCGAGCGAGUUUCCCAAACUGACCCAGUGACCUCCGAUGGUCAGCCACAGCCACCAAUGGAUGUACCGUACGAAGUCACGAUAAACAACAAGACUUGCUUCUACGCGAUUACAGUCAUGUCAGCUUAUCAAAAUUAUUCCUUCGAGGAGUUAAGGUUUAUGUCACCGGCUAUAAAAAGAUCAAGCGAAAACAUGCUAGUUAGAUCUAAUAGCGAUGGGAGUUAUAGCGCAACGUGGACACCGUCGUCAAUAGGAUGGUAUUCUCUUUUAAUCACAAUUGAUGGAUACAACAUGGAAGAUAAAUAUGAAGUAGAAGUAAAGGAAUCUCCGCAGGGUAAGCAACCACCGACUCAAAACAUCGUGAAGAAGCCCCAGCAUCAGCCGAGUAGAUUAAGAAAAUUCGUGGCAAAGAAUAGCUCUGGCUUAAGGAUCAGAGCGCAUCCGUCUCUUCAAAGCGAGCAAAUUGGCAUCGUUUUGGUUAAUGAUACCAUAGCCUUCAUAGACGAAAUUCAUAACGACGAUGGUGUUUGGCUACGACUAAACGCGGAGACGAUAAAGGAAUAUUGUAGCAGCAGUCAUCUGGAAGCUUGGUGUCUGCAAUACAAUCAACACUUGGGAAAAACCUUGCUUCUUCCCGUCGAAGAGCCUAAAUCGAUUUUGGAUCAAGUAAUCAAGGAAACUAUCUUACGGAAAAAACCGGAAGUAGUUGACGACAAAAGGAAGACGGUAACGUUCGACGGUGGUAAGAAUAUGGUCGUCGUAAAGUGCGGUGCUUCCGGCCAUAAUAUCAGAAGUAGGCCAGGAUUAAAUGCUGCACCGGUAGGAAAGCUAGCUCUUGGUAACGCGGUGACCAUUCAAGAAUACUUUGUCAAUAGCGAAGGUACUUGGGUACGCAUGGACGACGAAUCGAUGGGGAAGUACUGCUUUCGGAAAGGUCAAGUAACCCACGCUGAAGCCUGGUCUCUCGCUGUCAGCAAACAUGGCAUUACUUACAUGAAGAUCGAGCAAGACUCCGAAACCAACCCAGUGGAAAAGAAACCCGCGGCAGCAGAUCCGUCCGAGUUGCCCAAUCAGAAAGGCUUCGAGUUCUGUGCGCCUUCUGUGAGUCAUGAGGGCUUCAAUUUCACCGGGCAAAAUUUAACACCAGGUACAGCAGAAUCUGGAGAGGGUAGUAAUACAAAUCCAUUCGUUUUUGGUUCAUACAAUCAACACGAUUCAUCAGGAAGCGAUAAAUUUACUCCAGAGAAAACGGACGUUUCGCCGAAGUUCUCCAAGCCACAUUCUAAAGAGAGGGUGGCGAAGGAGAGGGAGAGAGAAGGGGGCGGUGGGAAGUUGAGCGUCUUACAAAAGUGGUUGAGAGGCGAUGACAAAUGUCACGGGGAGAAAAGAAGCUCACCUGGCAGAGACUUCUCUGAAUUCGUCGGAGUAUCCGUAAAGGAACUGGUGAAAGCUAUUGGAGAAAGUAGAGCCAACGGUAAUGGACCUACGCCACCGGAUACACCGAGAAGAUUAUCAAGAAGUUCAUCACCAAAGAACCCCCAAGGUGGGUCACCAAGAUUUCAGAGCCCGUCCUCUAGCCCGGUUCCAAUACCUGCUGGGUCCAGUCGGCAGCCAGUUGGUUCUGGUAAUUGCCUCUUCCCUCCUGCUACUCAUGCACCAGGUGGGAGAAGUUUGAUAGGAGGGGGAGAUAGUAUCAGCAGCAGCCCUGUGCUGUGUGGCUCCCCCCGAAGUGUCGGUCUCUCCCCGUUAGUUUCUGGUGGGAUAGUAGACAGUAUAACGUCACAGCGACGGGGAUCAACACAAAGCGACACAAGUGCCUUGGUCAGUAGUUUAACAAGGGAUCCUUCGCAAUCUCCAAGUGCUGUCAGCACAACUGCCAAUACUCGCGACCUCUCUCCAAGCCCGAGUUGUAGUUCUUUACACAUGAGAUCCGAGGGUAGUAUAGCCAGUCCACCCGAUACUCCAAAACAAGAAGGCGGAGAUUCUCAAGAAAGUCCAAAGAAAGUUUCCCAAGCACAGACGCAGACGAGUCCUGACAGCGCGACUACAGCUAUGAAAGGUCACUUUAGUAUAGGUUCUACUGGACCAAAAGAAGGAGUGAAAUUAGUCAGAAGAGAUCACACUAAAGUAGUGAAAACCAGAACGAAACGUACCAUGUCUCCAACUAAUGCUCAACAAAGUACAAACACAGUUCAAAGUAGAACGUUGAAUUUAAGUAAAGAUAAGGUGAAAGAUGCCAUCAGUCCAUCCGUAGCCGAAUGUUUGAGAGCGGUAUUUGCAGCGUUCCUCUGGCACGAAGGAAUCGUGCACGAUGCAAUGGCUUGCGCCAGUUUUCUUAAGUUUCAUCCUAGUUUACCGAAGCAGGGCGCACUUGUUGUGACCAGGCAAACAGUGAUACAAUCGGCGGAUAAACAGAAGCAGGAACAGAAAGCUAGACAAAGACAUUCCGUCGAAGUGAUCAACGCUGGAAACUACUUGUAUAUACAACCGAGCACUGUAGAAGCUUUAACACGGUCUGCCGCGAAUGCUAAUGCAAAUAGAAAUAGAAAGAAGCAGAAGACAGUCAUUAAAGAAGACGUACAAGAAGAAGGAAAGUUGGAUUCUUUGCCAGAAUUUCAAACGGUUACGGUAUUACCGCCGGCACUGAAAUGCCUUGUGUUCUUGUGGGAGGAACUUAGUAACAGUUGUCUUCAGACAAUAGAACAACGCUCGAUAUUGCCAAGUCCGAUAUCACAGAUACAAGCAAUGAAACUGGGAAAACGACCAGAAAAGCGACCACGGGAAGAUAAACUCAAGGAACGCGAAAAGAAAAGCAGUAGAAAGAAGAAAGAAUGGAAACCAGCUAGCAAAGGAAAUGGACCUGAAGUAUUAGUAGGAAUAGAACGAGAAACAAUCUGCGAAUUAUGUGGUAUGAUGUUUCCUCAUCCAGUGACGUAUCACAUGAAGAUGAUGCAUCCCGGUUGCGGAUGGCACGCAGGAGGAAAAGGAUACAACAGCGGAGGGAACUAUUGCAUCGGCUGGGCGGGAAAUUGUGGUGACGGUGGAAUUGGUGGAAGUUCGUGGUAUCUCAUCUGUGAUACGUGUCGCGAUAAAUAUCUACGAGCCCGAAAACUUAAACUCGCAAAAAAGUUUUUGACUGGAAUGACGAAGAAAAAAAAUGGUUCUUCCAAGAUCGUAUCGCCAGUUAUUAGCCCUAGUGCAACUGAGACACAUAUAAUCAUGAAGAACAAUGCUAUGUUUCUCUUAGACUUGGCUAGCGCAUCCGGAUUAAAUAUUCCGAAACAGCAGAGACGGCCUUCCCAGACAUUGUCGUCUGUGGCAGAAAAUUACAGCCCUCCGGAAGCAGCUGGACCAUUUCCACCGACUGGACCGUUUCAGUGUUUGCAAGCUUUAGGUGUUCAUCAUUCGCAGAGUCACGAUGAAAGAUAUUACGAGGAGACUUUAAGACGCCAAAAUGGACACCAAACAGCGUACGAUGGGAACAAUGUCAUGGCUAAUACUACGAACGGAAGGCCUUUGUCGGAAAUGCCUUUGAGUGAUAGCGACAGUGAAGGUGGUAAAGGUCGCGGAACAUUUCACCGGUCUGUGUCGAUGUCUACUGGUGCCCCUUGGACCAGAAAUUCGAACGAUGGUAGAGUCGUCGUGUUGCGAAAACGAAACAAUAGUAGUAGCGAAAUGAAUACUGACGCCGGGUCAUCUCUUCUAUGCUAUCCUUCUGCCGCGUUACAAAAGUUAGUACCAUCGAUAAAUCAAUCGGCGAUUGUCUCAACAAAUCAAGGAGAAGACGCGAGUAAUGAUAGAAUAGAAAUCCUCAUGAGACCGGUGAUGCUGUUUGUCCUACAACAACACAAUUUACGACAUCUACAAUAUGCAAUGAAGCAAGCGCUAAGACAUGCUGCUUGCAGAGUUUAUGCGAUGCAAGCAUUGAACUGGCUACUAAGGAGUGUAACACAGCCUAUUUGCCUCCAUGAUUUAUUAUGGUGGUUUGUUGCGUCUCUGACACCCACAGCAUCGUCUGAAAUUCCAGAUGCGAACGAUGAAGAUAACAAAACCGAUAAAAAGGAUGACCAUGAAAUGAUCGGAGUAUGUGAACACCCUCUAAGCGAUCUUGUCAUAGCAGGUGAAUCUGUCAAUCCAUUACCAACCGUAUUUCAUACUUUGUUGCAAACUAUAGCAGACUUGAUGCUUUUACCACCACCUGGUUCUCCUUUACAACAAGCUGCUAUUCGAUGUUGGGGCAUUAAAUUCGCACCCGCGGAUCACAUGUUUCUUCAUAGAAGUCACGUUUUUAGUAACAUUAGUAAAAUACUUUCGAGAUCCGAGGAAGAAGAAGAUAUUGCAAUAAGCAUGCAUGAAAGCCAUCAAUCGACUCAUUCUCAACAAGUUAAUAGCUGCGUGGAAGUUUUGAAAGAUUUAACGUGUAGUGUGGAAAUAAAAGCCUCUAGUAGACAAGCUAUGAUCGGUAGCUUGACUGAUAAUUCGACGGAAACUUUCUGGGAAUCUGGUGAUGAAGAUCGAAACAAAACUAAGACGAUUACCAUCAUUUGUGGUGCACAUUCUCUCCCUCGAAUGGUGUACAUACAUAUCGAUAAUUGUCGUGACUUAACGCACAAAGUGUCUAGUAUUACAUUUCAGUCAGGUAAUAAUGUAGAUGAAAUGAUCAAAUUGAGAACUGAAGAAAUUGAAAGUCGAUCUGCCGGUUGGAUUAGUUGUCCAGUUAUUGAUCCACAUCAUGUUAUGCUUGUUCUUAAACUGAAGGGUCCUGAUAAUUCCUUGCGAGUACGGCAAAUACGAAUCCUAGGCGAAAUUGAAGGGGAAUCUUUGAAAAUUGGAAAACAGUUGAAUGCACAAAUAAUUCAACAAAGAAAUUGUGAAGCAGAAACGUUAAAAGUGUUCCGCUUAAUUACUUCUCAAGUAUUCGGUAAGCUUAUACAAGGUGAACAACCACAACAGCAAAUAGAUAAUACGGAAGGUUCUAACGAAGACUUGGAAGAUAGCAACGAUCUUCGCGAGCACAUGGUUGGAAUUUUGUUCAGCAGAAAUAAUUUGACGCAUUUACAAAAACAAGUCUGUACACAUAUUGUUCAAGCUAUUCAAAAAGAGACUCUUCGUCUGAGAGAAGAAUGGGAGACGCUAUUAUGUUCUCCAACUUCUGCUAAUAGUUUGUUGAGUGAUAACAGUGAUUUGCCUAAGGCAGCGGAUACAUAUUGCUUUGAAAUGUUAUCUAUGGUGCUAGCUUUAAGUGGUAGUUCCGUAGGACAGUAUUAUCUGUCACACCAGUAUGGAUUGUUGAAAGAUUUGUUGAGUUUGUUACAUACUGGAUCAGCAAGAGUACAACGCCAAGUAACAUCUUUGUUGAAGAGAAUUUUACCAGAAAUUAAGCCAGAAACAUUAGCUAAUGUUAUCGGUGUCAAACGAUUGCCACCCACAGAUUUUAGUAUUGUAUCCGCGGCAAAUAAUGGUUUACCGCAAACUACGGAAUUUGAUGAACAUUCCCCAGGAAUUCUCGAUGUUUUCUUAAGUUGCAUUGCUAAAGCACUGACUGUUCAAGUUAAAGUAAAAGGGAAAGAAAAUGGAAAAGUUUUGCAAACUACUUCAUUAGCUACUAGUAUUCAUCCCAAAAGUCAAGUUGAAGCAAGAUGGUGGUUAAGAGGGUGUAUGACUCGAAAGUUAGCAGAAGUGAUUAUUCAACUUUUGAAAGAUAUGGCGUCGGGAAAAUUAUCAGAAGCUUGGGCAUCUGUAACUAAAGCAGCGGUAGCAGAAAAUAUUCUAAAUCUCACCAGAUUGGAUGAAAGAAGUCGUGACCCGACAGAAUGCCUCAAAACUCCAACUUUGUGGCUCGCCCUUUCUUCUUUGUGUGUAUUGGAUUCUGAUCAUGUUGAAAGAUUAUCUUCUGGUCAAUGGAGCGGUACCGAAGGGCAACCACCACCGCCUAGACCAAAAUGUAAUAAUCACGAUGAUGGUGAAACAACAGCAAUCAUCCAAUGCAACAUUUGCGGAAACUUAUGUCCAGAGUGUGAUAAAAUUUUGCAUUUACAUAGGAGAACACGAUUGCAUAUAAGACAAGUUUGCAAAGAAGAAGAAGAAGCGAUACGCGUAGACCUUCACGAGGGCUGUGGUCGAACAAAAUUAUUUUGGAUUUUAGCUCUAGCCGACAGUAGAACGUUAAAAGCAUUGGUAGAGUUUCGUGAUGGUUCACCAAGGAAACCUGUUGGCGCUACAUCUGGAAUGUGUAGAUUUUGUGGUACUACUGGUAAUACAGGGCUGCUAGCGGUAGGGAAUAUUUGUGCGGAUCACGACUGCCAAGAGCACGGUAAAAAUGCGUGCAGCAAAGUACAUGUGUGUGGACAUAUAUGUGGAGGUGUUCGAAACGAGAAUAUCUGUCUACCUUGUCUACACAGAUGCCUACCGGGCACUGAUCUGAAACAAGAUGCUGACGACAUGUGUAUGAUUUGCUUUACCGAAGCUUUAUCUGCUGCGCCUGCGAUUCAGUUACAAUGUGGGCACGUAUUCCAUUUGCAUUGCUGUAGGCAUGUUUUAAUGAAGAGGUGGGUGGGACCUAGGAUAACUUUCGGAUUCUCUCUUUGUCCAAUUUGUAAAGUUCCGAUGGAACAUCCUACUUUGGCGGAUCAAUUGGCUAGUAUAAAAGAACUCUAUGAAGAUGUCAGAAGAAAGGCCUUAAUGCGAUUAGAAUAUGAAGGGCUGCACAAUUAUGACAGGGCCGAAGUAGCAUUUGGAUCAGGUGCAAGAUAUUACCAAGAUCCUGCUACAUACGCAAUGGCACGUUAUGCAUAUUAUGUCUGUUAUAAAUGUCAGAAGGCCUAUUAUGGUGGUGAAGCACGAUGCGAUGCACAAGUAGGCGGAGAAACGUUCGAUCCCACAGAAUUAGUGUGUGGAGGUUGCAGCGACGUGGCAAGGGCUCAGAUGUGUCCGAAGCACGGAGCAGACUUCCUAGAGUAUAAGUGUCGUUAUUGUUGCUCGGUGGCAGUCUUCUUUUGCUUUGGAACUACACACUUCUGUAACCCCUGCCACGACGACUUCCAACGAGUCACCACCAUUCCAAAGAACGAUUUGCCUUCGUGCCCUGCAGGAUCUAAAGCAAGACAACUCGAGGGGGACGAAUGUCCAUUACACGUGAAACAUCCACCAACUGGAGAAGAAUUCGCUCUCGGCUGUGGCAUUUGCCGCAACGCGCAUACUUUCUAAAAAUCUUCAAAAUCUAUGAUCUACGAAAUCUAUCUAUUAACAUAUUUGAUACGGGACAUAGCUCUUAUACGAGCUACAUUCGGCACGAUAACAGAGACUCUUAAAACUUUGUUGAGUCUUAUUCAUGCAGUAUAUAUUAAUAUGACUAAACGGAUAUAUAGUUCGAUAUAACCAUCCUCAUAAUUAUGAAUAUGUGUAUCGAAGUGCUAUGUGUAUAUUGAUUUUUAAGAAUUCUUAUAAUGAUCGCAAAGGUGGAAUUGAUGCAAUAUAAUGAUGCAAGAGGAAUGAAAUAGAUAAAACUGAAUCUAGCUACAAUCAUAAGUGAAGAUCUGGUGAUGCGUGAAACUAUAUUUGUUAAGUAUUACGUAAGUCGUUUUUAUUGGUAUUUUAUUGGUAAUUAUUAUUAAACGCAUAGACGCGGAAGAAAAUUUGUGCGUAUAUUAAACUUCCAUUCAAAGCUAAUAAAAAAAAAAAAAAAAAAAAAGAAAA